UACUACCAAAUAAUGGUGUGAUUGCAAUAUUCGACGAUUUUCCUAUAUAAUGGACCAGCUAAGUGUUUUACUUAUCAUUAUCACCCAGCUUUGACAGUUAAACAUACGUACACCAACGUUAACGUACACCAUAAUGGACUUCACUAAUAAAGUUGUUAUAGUGACUGGUGCUAGCUCUGGAAUAGGAGCAUCCACAGCAAUAGCCUUUAGUGCAGCGGGCGCUGAAGUGGUUAUGGUAGGACGUAACGAAGCCAAGCUAAAGUCAGUCUCCGCUAAAUGCAAGAACCCCCUUGUGUUGAAUGCAGAUAUAAGGAAAGACGACGAUGUGAAACGAAUCAUGGAUGAAACAAUCAAGAAAUUUGGCCGCCUGGACAUCUUAAUUAACAACGCCGGAUUGGUAUACUCUGGGAAUAUCAUGGAGAGUGAAAGUAUGAUGAAAGCUUACGAUAUCAUCAUGGAUACUAACCUAAGAGGUCUUGUACAUAUGACAAGUGUUGCUGCUCCGCACUUAGCAAAAACAAAAGGAAACAUCAUUAACAUAUCCAGCGUUGGGGCUCUCAUCACUCCGUCUAUUGCUCCAGGAACGAUAAAUUACUACGUCUCCAAAGCUGCUGUUAACCAUUUCACUCAGUGCUCGGCUAUUGAAUUGGCACCAUACGGGAUUAGAGUGAACACGGUCAGUCCUGGACCAACCAGAACUGAUUUUGUAAAUAACGCUAGCAAUGUAAAUGCUGAUUAUGAUGCUAUUAAACUGAAAACUGCUUUAAAUAGAGUCUCAGACCCAGAAGAGAUCGCUGAAAUGAUAUUGUUCGUAGCUAGCGAUAAAGGGAAAGGUAUGACUGGAUCAAACACUGUGAUUGAUAACGGCAUGUUGAUAAAACGCACUUAAUUCGUGAGUGGAAACGUCUUUCCAUGUGCAGCAUGCGCUUAAUAUGGAUAUACGAGUGACAAGACAUUUCUUAAUUUAAUUUUAGAUUUAGAUAGAAGCUAUUAGAUAUACUUAUAUUUUAUUUUACUAUUUAAAAUUGCUAGGCUAAGUUUCUUGAUUAACGUCGGUAAAAUUGUUAUCGAGUUUAAGCGAGAGUAAUGAACAAUUUGCUUUUAUAUGCAUCUAAGAAUAGUCAAAUUGAAAUUUGAAAUUAGAAUUAUACAAUAAACUCUUAUUCUAAAAAAAAUGGUCGA
This is a messenger RNA of Bicyclus anynana (squinting bush brown), 1182 nucleotides long. Its product is annotated as 17-beta-hydroxysteroid dehydrogenase 14-like. The record is from RefSeq and is a predicted model, not a curated record. Lineage: Eukaryota; Metazoa; Arthropoda; Insecta; Lepidoptera; Nymphalidae. Bases 134 to 889 code for a protein of 251 amino acids. The transcript has a single exon.